Ruditapes philippinarum (Manila clam) is the source of this 3390-nucleotide messenger RNA. RefSeq names its product slit homolog 1 protein-like. Gene Ontology annotation, biological process: signal transduction. The record is from RefSeq and is a predicted model, not a curated record. The coding region runs from base 1 to 2004 and encodes 667 amino acids. The transcript has a single exon. Gene Ontology annotation, molecular function: protein binding. Gene Ontology annotation, cellular component: extracellular matrix. NCBI's taxonomy places the organism in Eukaryota, Metazoa, Mollusca, Bivalvia, Venerida, Veneridae.
AUGUCUGAUCAAGCUCCUAGUGAUACUGAAGUCUAUAAAAUUGAGCAUCAGGAUGCUGAUAUGACAGAAAUUCCAAGCAAUCUUUGCAACUGGGAUACUGAGUCAAGUCUACAAGAUAAGUAUCCAGAUGAGUUUCAAAAUAUAAAACCCUUCUGGGGGAAAAUUGUGAAGAUUAAAUUUGAAAAUAACAAAAUCAAGAGACUUCCAAACAUCAAUUGUUUAGUUCGCCUUGAUGAGAUGAAUCUUAGAAACAAUCAAUUGCAGCAUGUGUCAAAUACUUCGUUUACAAAUCUCCGGAAUCUGAGAUCAAUAUUAAUGUCUGGGAACCAGAUCACAGAAAUUGAUCCAAAUAUUCUAAUAUCCCAGUCAUUGUCAUACUUAUUUCAUGUUGACUUCAGUAAAAAUGUAAUGUCAAAACUAGAUGUUUCAAACAUGUUCACAUUGUACCCAUUCUGUAAUAUAGACUAUAGUUCAAAUGAAAUAACAGAUUUAGUAAAUGAGGGAGAUUUUACAAUGGACAUAGAAAAAUCAUAUGGACCAGGAUAUGUAGGUGUAUCUAAUAAUAAAUUAAGUACCUGGCCAGAUUUUCAAACCCUUUUUCGUUUAGAUGAUAUAACACAACUUGGGCGUUUGAUUUAUUUUGGAUUCGAUUUUCGAGGAAUGAGCCUAGUCUGUGACUGCAAUGUUCAACAAUUUCUGGAGAAGGCAUAUAACAUUAUAAAUGCUUUAUGGCGAAGCUACAUGAAUUUAACAUGCAGUGAACCAGCAAGUCUUGCUGGCCAUCUUGUCUGGGACAUCUAUAAAAAAGAACCUGAAAAGUUUGUUUGUCCAGUUGAAGAUGGUUGUGACCCAAGAUGUACUUGUGUUGAUGAACCUAAAAAGAACACAUCUUUUAUUGACUGUUCAAACUCUGACCUUAAGUGGUUACCUGGAAUACCUUACUCUCGAUUUUCUUACUUUGUGGCAUUAAAUGUAUCAAACAAUCAAAUAUCAACCAUAGGAAAUGUGUCAUACCUUCAUAGAAUAUCUAUACUGGAUAUUUCUAGAAACAAUCUAAAAGAAAUAAACACUAUUGCAAAUCAUCUUGAUAAUGCCACAUAUAUUGACAUAUCGAACAACCCAAGAUUAAGGCAACUUCCACAAAUGUUCCAGUACCAUAAUGUGUGCUCUCGUCAUAUGAAAAACCUUCAAAUAAGCUGUGACUGCCAGUCAAAAUGGAUUGAAAAAUGGGUUCAUUCGAGGUCAUGUAAUGAAUUCCAAGAUUAUUUCUUUCAAUGUGAAAUUCCUAAAAUUGGUAUAAGGAGAGCUGUUGACUUCAAUCCUGAAGAUCUAGAAUGUUCGCCAGAAGGUUUCCUGUUUUAUUUUGAGAUUAUUAUUGCUGGAGUAAUUCUGAGCCUUGUCUUAAUAGGAAUUCUUGUGUACACCUUCCGCUAUGAAUUACUUAUCCUUUGCCUUCGUAUGAGACAGAAAAGUAGAAACAUUGUUGUUCCUCUCAAUGAAUAUGAUGUUUUCCUUUCCUUCAAUGAUGCAGAUGACGAUGUUGACGGAUGGGUAAAUAGUAUACUUGUGCCAGAACUUACAAAUGCUGGUUACUCAGUCUUUCAGCCAAACCGAGAUGUUGCAUUUGGGUCUGAAAGAGACUCAGAAAUAAUUGACAUUCUAUCUAAAACACACAACUUCCUCACAAUAAUGUCUGAAAGUUAUAUCCAAGAGAGUGAAGACGGAAUGAGAUCAUGGACCGAGAACGAAUGGAAAUAUGGUUGGAACAAUUUCAAAAGUGACAGAUCCAAGAACAUAGUACUUGUUAACUUUGACUAUUUGUCAUCAUUUGAUGUCAACCAACCACAGAUAAAAGCCUUUCUACGAGUUGGCUGCACUGUCGACUUUAAGAACUAUGACAGGAAAAUCAUGCAGCAAAUCUUUGAAAAACUUGGGAAACCUUGCAGAAUUCCUUCCCUUGCUGUUAAAACAUUUGACAACAAAAAAGUUAAUUUUAAUAAAUAGGACAUCUUUAUGGUAGCAACUACAGAUGUCAAACUUCAUUCUCAAAUGCCUAACAUAGAUGAAGAGCAAGCAGAUAUUCAAAUCAAAAGAAAUGUUUUGUUAAAUCCAGGUCACAUUGAAUGUAAACCACCAGAAAAUGGACAACAGAAACAUAACAAAACUUUAAAACCAGUUGAGCAAAGAAAAGUUUGUAAACACAGGAAGUGCUAUGCAUGUAGACAUGGAAGCACAAAUACUUAAAAUAUGUAAAAUAAGUCAUGAAGUUUAAGUUUAGUACAGGAGUUUCUUUUUAUAGUAUAUUAACCAGCGGUUGCAAUUUCACUUAAAAUAUUUGACAUAAUUAUUAUGUACCAUUGCAUAAUAUUUUUAAAAUUAACUUGACAUUGGGUACGUGAGCCCCAGGUAGCACAGAUAAUCAUAGACCACUUGUACUGCUAGCUGUUUGCUUGGCACCAACAGCCAUUUUCAGGGCUACCCCCUUUUCAUAAUGUCACAGGUUGCUGUACAUUAAGGUUCUCAUUGACCGCCGUACAGUAAAUUACUUUUGGCUCAAAAUUCAUAUCUUUGGCUUAAUACUCUGUGGAAAUUGCAUGGAUAUAAAUCAUUACCACUUUGUGCUUCAAAAUUAACCCUUUGAGGGCAUGACUGAUGACAUGUCCGGGGUGUAAUUAUUACUCCAACAGCAAAAACUGCUUUUUGUGCCUUACCGGUGGAUGGACCCUCAUUAAAAAUAAACUACAUACAUACAUACAUACAUGGGUAUCAGAAGUAAAUUUAAUCAAACAUCUCAAGGACUUUUGACUGCAAUUUGACCAAUCAGAUAAGUUGUUACAUAUAGUGCCACCUGUAGGUAGAUGCUCAAUAGCUCCCUCUGGGAUUCAGAAGUCCAUUUAUACAAGCAUCUCAGAAAGUUUUGUCAUUCUGCUGCUAAUUUUUGAAGAAGUAACAUCUCCAAAAGCUCCCUAAGGUUAAUUAAUAAAUUUAUUUAUUUAUUUAUUUAUUUUAGGCAGUUUGGCAUAUAAAUGAACCUCAGAGAUUAUCUUAAUUCACUGAAACAUUUUUGAUAAAUUUGCAUGUAAUUUUAACAUUUUUUUACAGCGGUAAUUAAGAUUAAUUAAUAUCUUUUCUUUGUUCUCAUUGGCAGUCAUCUUGAAAUAUUAGAUCUUUAUUUUUGUUAAUAUAGAUUAAAACAGGGCUUGCUACUACAAUUGUAUUAAGAUAUAUCAGAUAAAUAGCACUGAAUCAUUAGGGGUUUUUUUUCUUCAUAUUUUCAGAUGUUACAUUUUUAACAACCUUCAAUUGGUUUUAAGUUUAAAUCUUUUAUGCAACUAGUUAAUUUUGAUAAUCAUAUUUUUGGGUAAAAAAAAAACAACAUUUUCUAUUAAA